CAGUCAUUACCUCUGAGAGCUGAAAUGGCGCAGGAAGGAGUUCAGCUGGACCGAGAAACUUUCUCUUGUUCGAUCUGUCUGGAUCUACUGAAGGAUCCGGUGACUAUUUCCUGUGGACACAGCUACUGUAUGAGCUGUAUUAAGUCACACUGGGAUGGAGAGGAUCAGAGGAAGAUCUACAGCUGCCCUCAGUGCAGACAGACCUUCACACCGAGGCCUGUCCUGAAGAAAAACAUCAUGUUAGCAGCUUUAGUGGAGCAGCUGAAGAAGACUAGACUCCAAGCUGCUCCUGCUGAUCACUGCUAUGCUGGACCUGAAGAUGUGGCCUGUGAUGUCUGCACUGGGAGGAAGCUGAAAGCCUUCAAGUCCUGUCUGACGUGUUCAGCCUCUUACUGUGAGAAUCACCUCCAGUCUCACUAUGAUGCAGCUCCAUUAAAGAAACACAAGCUGGUGGAGCCCUCAGAGAAGCUCCAGGAGAACAUCUGCUCUCGUCAUGAUGAGGUGAUGAAGAUAUUCUGUCGUACUGAUCAGCAGAUUAUCUGUUAUCUCUGCUCUGUGGAGGAUCAUAAAGGCCACAACACAGUCUCAGCUGCAGCAGAAAGAACUGAGAGGCAGAGAGAGCUCGAGGUGAGUCGACUAAACAUCCAGCAGAGAAUCCAGGACAGAGAGAAAGAUGUGAAGCUGCUUCAACAGGAGGGGGAGGCUAUCAGUCUCUCUGCUGAUAAAGCAGUGGAGGACAGUGAGAAGUCCUUCACUCAGCUGAUCUGUCUCCUCCAGAAAAGAAGCUCUGAUGUGAAGCAGCAGAUCAGAUCCCAGCAGGAAACUGAAGUGAGUCGGGUCAAAGAGCUUCAGGAGAAGCUGCAGCAGGAGAUCACUGAGCUGCAGAGGAAAGACGCUGAACUGAAGCAGCUCUCACACACAGAGGAUCACAACCAGUUUCUACACAACUACCCCUCAGUGUCACAACUCAGUGAACCUACAGACUCAUCCAGCAUCAAUAUCCGUCCUCUGAGAUACUUUGAGGAUGUGACAGCAGCUGUGUCAGAGCUCAGAGAUAAACUACAGGACAUCCUGAGGGACGAAUGGACAAACAUCUCACAACCAGAACCAGAGCCAGAACCAGAGCCCAAGACCAGAGCUGAGUUCUUAAAAUAUUCACGUGAAAUCACUCUGGAUCCAAACACAGCAAACAUGUAUCUGUUACUAUCUGAGGGGAACCGAAAAGCAGAGCGAAUGAGUCAAGAACAGUCUUAUCCUCGUCACCCAGACAGAUUCACUAGUUGGUGUCAGGUCCAGAGCAAAGAGAGUCUGACUGGACGUUGUUACUGGGAGGUGGAGCAGAGAGGAGGAGCUGAGGUAGCAGUCGCAUACAAGAAUAUCAGCAGAGCAGGACGUGAAUCUGGAUUUGGAUUUAAUAACAAAUCUUGGUCUUUAGUUUGUCACACUGACAGUUAUACAUUUUUGUUCAAUGAUGUUAGAACUCCCGUCUCAGGUCCUGGUUCCUCCAGAGUCGGAGUGUACCUGGAUCACAGAGCAGGUAUUCUGUCCUUCUACAGCGUCUCUGAAACCAUGACUCUCCUCCACAGAGUCCAGACCACAUUCACUCAGCCUCUCUAUGCUGGACUUUGGGUUGGUAAUGAAUCCACAGCUGAGUUGUGUAAACUGAAAUAGACAGAAGUCAUUU
Molecule: messenger RNA, 1684 nt
Organism: Scomber scombrus (Atlantic mackerel)
Lineage: Eukaryota; Metazoa; Chordata; Actinopteri; Scombriformes; Scombridae
Product: tripartite motif-containing protein 16-like
Exons: 1
Coding region: 25-1671 (548 amino acids)
Molecular function (GO): protein binding; zinc ion binding
Source: RefSeq, a predicted model, not a curated record